GUGGUUCGCGAAUCGGGAGCAGACUCAACAUCCCGAAGCGACACCCGCGCUUUGUUAUCCAGCUGGCUCUGGAGUUUAUUUUAUGUUGUCCGACGCGAUCGCAGGCGGUUGCGCCACAUCGGCGGCGCCCACCGCCGCCGGCGCCCCAUCCCUCUCCUUCCGCCGCUCCGUCUCGAGCCUCCGCCUCCCUACGCCGCUGCCCUCGCCGCCUCCGCUCCGGCAGCACCUCCCCGUCCGCGCUCUCGCUUUGAAGCGAAACCCCAAACGCUUGAAAUACUCCGCUCCGCGCUUCUUCAAGGAUGGGGAGAGGAUGGUAUACGUGGAGAUGGACCCUUCGGGAUCCGAUGGUUGGAAGCUGGAACCCAUUAUCAAGCUCAUCAAAGAAGGAGGCGUCGGUGUGAUCCCCACCGAUACCGUGUAUGCUGUGGUUUGUGAUCUGAAAAGUCAUUCCUCCAUUGAACGCCUUCGCAGAAUUAAAGAAGAGGACUCAAAGCCCCUCAGUAUUUUAUGCCGCUCAUUUCAAGAUAUAGAUACUUACACGAUGGGUUUCCCACGGGGUAAUGCUCACGGUCAACCAAAUAUCUUUCGAGCUGUAAAGCAUUGUUUGCCUGGACCAUAUACCUUUAUUCUACCUGCAAGCAAGCAGCUGCCAAAACAAUGCAUAAAGCCUGGGAUGGCAGCUAAAUAUGCAUCAAGGAGGCAUGUUGGUGUUCGUAUUCCAGAUGAUUCUAUCUGUCAAACCAUAUUGCAAAACUUGGAUGCACCUUUGGUUUCUACAAGUGUAAAGUGGCCUGAAAAAGAUCAGUGGAUGGUGGAUCCCGUUAUCAUUGCAGAUACCUAUGAGCCAGAGGGUCUUGAUUUUGUUGUUGAUGGUGGUGUGAGAGUGGCUGAUCCAUCGACGGUAGUUGAUAUGACUGGAGCUUGUCCAAAAGUCAUUCGGCAAGGAAAGGGACCAAGGCUAGACUGGAUGGUGGUGGAAGGUGAAGACUCUGCUGCACAAGAGGAGUUGCCUUUUCUUCAAGCAGCUUGAGAAUAUCUCCAACUAACCAAAUACAACAACCAAUCUUUGCUCUUGGAGUUGACUGUAUAGUCUCUGAUUUGAAACGAAAGCGCAUGAUAGUUAUGAGUUUCCACAUGUUGUUCUAACCUAUGUUAUAUUCAUGAUACGACAUAUUGCUAAUUUGAAUGAACAGAUACGUUGUGGCAUCCUAGUAUUCA
This is a messenger RNA of Phoenix dactylifera (date palm), 1218 nucleotides long. Lineage: Eukaryota; Viridiplantae; Streptophyta; Magnoliopsida; Arecales; Arecaceae. The record is from RefSeq and is a predicted model, not a curated record.